Molecule: messenger RNA, 4227 nt
Organism: Ornithorhynchus anatinus (platypus)
Lineage: Eukaryota; Metazoa; Chordata; Mammalia; Monotremata; Ornithorhynchidae
Gene: PAM
Product: peptidylglycine alpha-amidating monooxygenase
Exons: 26
Coding region: 603-3593 (996 amino acids)
Biological process (GO): peptide metabolic process
Cellular component (GO): extracellular region; membrane
Molecular function (GO): peptidylglycine monooxygenase activity; protein binding; copper ion binding
Source: RefSeq, a predicted model, not a curated record
UCUCUCUAACGCAUCGCCGGCUGAAUUCCGGAGGGCGCUUGGACCAGUCGUCACAGACCGCCAGUUGAAACUGAACGAGAGUUUUCCGUGUGAGGGAUAGGCUUUUGAAAACCGAAUGAAAAUCCCGGCGCCCUAAACCAGCUGAGGCAUCAACAGCGGGUUCUGAAUGAUGCCUGACGCUGGUCCGCGGGCUAGCCCUCACAGCCCCUGUCACUGUGGAUCGAGAAAGAACAGGAAGGUCUAAGCGGCUCACCGGGGCCGAGUGCCAUACAGGAGAGAGCGACCGAGCCGGCUGACGCUUCGGCUUUUCGGACGGGACGAAAGUAAAGUGCAUCCUGAAAGAGCCGGAGGAGAUUCUCCCAAGGGAUUUUUGGAGCCACAAGCAGAGGCGACGAGGCAGCGCCGUCCACCUUCCUGAUUUACUGUGCGUCACCUUCCCAGACAGUUGGGCUGUCAAACACGGUCGGCUGCCUGCCUGCAGAGCACCGGAACGAUGAAGCAGUGAAUUGAUACCGUCGCUUCUGCCUAGUUCUAGUCAGGAUCGCAGCCGAGAGAACGGCCCUGCCCUUUUUCUCUUCCCUUAAUCGGGCUGGAGCAGCAGGAUGGACAUGGCUGGCCUCGUUAGUAGCCUGCUAAUGCUGUUCUUCGUUAGUCAGAACGGCUGCCUGGCCUUCAGAAGCCCACUUUCUGUCUUUAAGAGGCAUAAAGAAACCCCCAGGCCAUUCUCCAAUGACUGUCUCGGGUCACCCAGACCAGUCAUUCCUCUGGAUUCAUCUGAUUUUGCAUUGGACAUUCGAAUGCCGGGAGUCACGCCUAAACAGUCUGAUACCUACUUCUGCAUGUCAUUACGCCUGCCAGUGGACUCAGAAGCCUUCGUAGUUGACUUCAAACCUCAUGGCAGCAUGGACACUGUCCAUCACAUGUUACUCUUUGGAUGUAAUAUGCCAUCUUCCACCGAAAGUCACUGGGACUGUGAUGAAGGAACGUGCGCAGAUAAAGCCAAUAUUCUGUACGCUUGGGCCAGAAAUGCCCCUCCCACGCGACUGCCCAAAGGUGUUGGCUUCAGAGUUGGAGGAGAAACAGGAAGUAAAUAUUUUGUGCUCCAGGUUCACUAUGGGGAUAUCAGUGCCUUUAGAGACAACCACAAGGAUUGUUCUGGCGUGACCUUGCACCUGACCCGUCUGCAACAGCCUCUCAUAGCUGGCAUGUAUCUUCUGAUGUCUGUGGACACUGUCAUCCCACCAGGAGAGAAAGUGGUUAAUGCUGAUAUCGCUUGCCAUUACAACAAUUAUCCAAUGCACCUCUUUGCCUAUAGGGUUCACACCCACCACUUAGGUAAGGUGGUCAGCGGCUACAGAGUAAGAAAUGGACAGUGGAUGCUGAUUGGCCGCCAGAGUCCCCAGCUCCCACAGGCUUUCUAUCCAGUGGAGCAUCCCGUAGAUGUGAGCUUUGGUGAUAUUUUAGCCGCGAGGUGUGUGUUCAGCGGUGAGGGCAGGACAGAAGACACGCACAUUGGCGGUACGGCUCGUGAUGAAAUGUGCAAUUUCUACAUCAUGUACUACAUGGAAGCUAAGCAUGCCGCUUCCUAUAUGACCUGCAUCCAGAACAUCAAUCCAGCUAUGUUCCAAAUGAUCCCUCCAGAGGCCAAUAUUCCAAUCGCGGUCAAGUCUGACAUGGUCAUGAUGCAUGGACAUCACAGAGUUUCCCGAUCCGUCGUCUGUUCUCCCUUGUUUUCCUUGGCUGCUCCCCGGAUAGAAACUGAGAAUUCCGAUCCAGCCUCUAAAGCGCAAGAGCCGAAAAGAGAUGAGGAGGAAGUACUGGAUCAGGGUGAUUUCUAUUCCCUCCUUUCCAAGCUGCUAGGAGAAAGGGAAGAUGUCAUUCAUUUGCAUAAGUAUAAUCCCACAGAAAAGGCAGAAUCAGCUCUGGUAGCCGAGAUUGCCAAUGUAGCCCAAAAGAAGGAUCUCGGUUGGUCCGGGCCCCGAGAGGGAACAGCUCGGGAUGAAAGGGCCAAUGCCAUUCUGGUCAGAGACAGAAUUCACAAAUUCCACAGACUAGAGGCCACCGUCAGGUCACCAGGGAUCAGACGGUUGUCUGUGCAGCAGCCCCCGCGGGGCGAGGGCGUCGGGGCUGCAGUGCUCCUAGGAGAUUUCCACAUGGAAGAGGUUCCGGAUUGGCCCGGGGUCCGCCUGAGACUGGGCCAAGUUUCCGGAUUGGCCGUGGACCUUGACAAUCACCUGGUGGUUUUCCACAGGGGCGACCACGUCUGGGAUGGAAACUCGUUUGACGCAUCGUUUGUUUACCAACAAAGAGGACUCGGCCCGAUCAAAGAGGCGACCAUCCUUGUAAUAGACCCAAACAGCGCGGCGGUACUUCAGUCCACUGGAAAGAAUCUGUUUUAUUUACCUCACGGCUUGAGCGUAGAUAAAGACGGAAAUUACUGGGUUACUGACGUGGCUCUCCACCAGGUCUUCAAGCUGGCACCAAACUCUCAAGAGCAUCCUCUGCUGAUCUUAGGAAAGAGCAUGCAACCGGGCAGUGACAAGAAUCAUUUCUGCCAACCCACCGACGUGGCCGUGGAUCCGGGGUCCGGAGCCAUUUAUGUCGCCGACGGCUACUGCAACAGUCGGAUCGUCCAGUUUUCCCAGGACGGAGCGUUUGUCACUCAGUGGGGCGAAGAGACUUCGGGAGUCCCCGCUAAACCUGGCCAGUUGAGCAUCCCCCACAGUUUGAGUCUCGUGCCAGAGGUGGGUCAGCUCUGCGUGGCCGAUCGAGAAAACGGUCGCAUUCAAUGCUUUAAAAGUGCCACCGGCGAAUUCGUGAGGGAGAUCAAGCACAUGGCCUUCGGAGGAAAUGUAUUUGCCAUCUCAUACGUUCCAGGACUGCUCCUGGCGGUUAAUGGAAAACCAGUCUUUGGAGAGGGAAAACCAGUGCAAGGCUUCGUGAUGAACUUUUCGGAUGGGAGCAUUAUAGACACUUUCAGUCCAGGACGAAAGCACUUCGACAUGCCGCACGACAUCGCUGCAUCCGAAGACGGGCCGGUGUACGUGGGAGACGUUCACGCCAACACCGUCUGGAAGUUUGCCACCACCGAGAAAAUGGAGCAUCGGUCAGUGAAAAAGGCCGGCAUCGAAGUACAAGAGGCGCAAGAAACAGAAACAGUGGUUGAAACGAGGGUGAAGAGCAAGCCGGCCUCCCCAGAGAUGCUGAAGUUGCAGGAGAAACAGAAGUUGAUCAAGAAAACCAACUCGGGCGUCUCCUUUGUCCUGAUUACCACCCUGCUCGCCGUCCCCAUCGUUGUCCUGCUGGCCAUCGCUGCAUUCAUCCGGUGGAAGAAGUACCAUCCCUAUGGAGCAGAUUCUGAUCACAAACCUGAAUCAAGCUCGGGAAGAAUCCUGGGAAGACUGAGAGGAAAAGGCCGCGGAGGCCUAAACCUGGGAAACUUCUUCGCGAGUCGCAAAGGCUACAGCCGGAAAGGGUUCGACCGGCUCAGCACCGAGGGGAGCGAUCAGGAAAAGGACGAAGAUGACGGCAGUGAGUCGGAAGAAGAGUACUCUGCUCCCCUGCCCGCAACGACAGCCCCCCCUUCCUCCUGAAACUCUUGGAUUUCCCACGAGGAACAGUUUCGCCGAGAUCGCCAGAUCCCUUUAGCACGUUUAAAGUUUUGUGAAUUUAAUUGUAGGCUGUACACUCUUGGGUUGUUUUUUUUUUUGGUUUGUUUCCUUUACUUUUGAUCUAGUUUGGUUUCGAGUGGAGGAGAGUCCGGAAAGUUCAUCCUAGCGCCGUGCCCCGUCCAACAUCCGGUAAGAGAAAACAGUCCUCUUGUGGGAUUGUAACGGCAGUUCGAAGGCUGUCGGCAUUUGUCCAUUUACAGUUGGGGACUUUUCUGUGUGUGUAAAUAGCCCCGUUCUCUGCUUUAACCCAGUAUUUUCCAAUAGCACUUUGCUGCUGAUUUCUUUCUUUGGUGCCUUUCCUACUCAGCAUUCUCAGUCGAUGGCGGCAGUACAGAGGAGAUGCGGCCACACCAAGAUGAAGCUGCUAAAUCUCCGUCUAUUUUUUUAAAAUCACUAACAUUAUAUUGCCACGAGGGAAAGAAAUAAAGUCUAUUUAAUUUUGUUUUCUUCUUUGGUUGGUGUGUUUAUGGGAUGUCUUAUUUUUCAAUGGUUAAACUGUUAGAACACUAUUUUCAGAAUCUGAAUGUAAUUUGUGUAAUAAAGUGUUCUCAGAGCA